GCCCGGCGCGCGCGCGCGCGCACGGCCACCUGCCGCGCAACGGCGCAAACCGAGCCUAAGCCACCAGUCCACCACCGAUGGACGCCACCGCGUCGACAUGCCGCCUCCUCCUCCUCCCCUCCGCCGCCUGCUCGACGCCGCCUCCCAGAAGGCAGCAAUCCUUCUUCCUGAUCCCCUCGUCGACGCCUCCCCUAGUCCGGCGGCGCCACUCGGCCAACCGGGCGAGGCUGCUCUGCCUCCUCCAUGACGCGCCUGCGCCCGCCGCCGCCGCCGACGACGAGAGCUCGCCGCUGUGGAAGCUGGCCGCAGCGCUGCAGUGCGGCGCCAUCUGGGCAGCGGUUGAGGCCCCGGCGGCGCUGGCGACCGUGACGGGCGAGGAGGACCUCGACAUCCUGGGAAUCCUGCCGACGGUGGCCGCCAUCGCCUUCGUUUACCUGUUCGUUUUUCCGCCGAUUAUCAUGAACUGGAUGAGGCUGAGAUGGUUCAAGCGCAAAUUCGUCGAGACGUACCUGCAGUUCAUGUUCACCUAUCUCUUCUUCCCCGGGAUGAUGUUGUGGGCACCAUUCGUCAACUUCAGGAAGUUCCCAAGGGACCCAACCAUGAAGUACCCUUGGUCCAAGCCAAAGGAAGGCACACCGUUGUUCAAGGACAGAUACCCACCAAUCGAAACCUACAAGUGAUCUCAGAGUGUAUAUACUACACCGUAUUCUUGUCCAAGAAAAAUAGCAUUUCUUUGCAUGGAUCUGUAAGAUAUUGUGCCACAUUAAUCUUCUUGGAUGUAUCGAGCAAAGUAAGAUCUCACAUGAAAGAAAGGGAAAUGAUAUAUAAUAAUGCAUAUUAUUGUAUAGUAUUCCCCAAGCAUCCAAGCAUAUGGAUCUUGUGCUUGAGAAAAAGAUUGCUGGUGAAGUUGCAGAUGUUGACAAAA
This is a messenger RNA of Oryza brachyantha (malo sina), 925 nucleotides long. Its product is annotated as NAD(P)H-quinone oxidoreductase subunit L, chloroplastic. The transcript is spliced from 5 exons. Gene Ontology annotation, molecular function: oxidoreductase activity, acting on NAD(P)H, quinone or similar compound as acceptor. The coding region runs from base 78 to 680 and encodes 200 amino acids. The record is from RefSeq and is a predicted model, not a curated record. Lineage: Eukaryota; Viridiplantae; Streptophyta; Magnoliopsida; Poales; Poaceae.